Colossoma macropomum (tambaqui) is the source of this 7255-nucleotide messenger RNA. It is a transcript of the gene pak4, whose product is annotated as p21 protein (Cdc42/Rac)-activated kinase 4. Gene Ontology annotation, biological process: intracellular signal transduction; regulation of MAPK cascade; protein phosphorylation. The record is from RefSeq and is a predicted model, not a curated record. The transcript has 10 exons. Gene Ontology annotation, cellular component: cytoplasm. NCBI's taxonomy places the organism in Eukaryota, Metazoa, Chordata, Actinopteri, Characiformes, Serrasalmidae. The coding region runs from base 186 to 2177 and encodes 663 amino acids. Gene Ontology annotation, molecular function: ATP binding; protein serine/threonine kinase activity.
UGUUGUUUGAGUUCCAACAUGGCGGGGGGGUUUUAUCUCGGAGGGUUUUUGACUUUUGAUGAGCGACUUGAACACCGAGGGUAAACUUUAUAUCAUCUCACAGCGCCACAACGCUCGGGGGAUUUAUGAGAUUAAACCCUUAACAGAAGCCCGUUUAAUACGAGCGCUGAUGCUCUGCUGCAGCCAUGUUCAGCAAGAAGAAAAAGCAGCGCAUCCAGAUCUCGGCACCCUCCAACUUUGAACACCGAGUGCACACUGACUUCGAUGAGCAGGAGCAGAAGUUUGUGGGACUUCCCCGCCAAUGGCAGAGUCUUAUUGAGGACACAGCCAAGAGGCCUAAGCCUUUCAUCGAUGCCACAGUCAUCACCACUGUGGAGCCUCGCAAGACCAUUGUGCGGGGCAGUAAGAUAGGGGUGGAUGGCUCUCUGACAUGGCUGCUGGAUGAGUUUGAGACCAUGUCAGUGAUUCGCUCCAAUUCUCUGCGACGAGGCAGCCCACCUACACAGCCCCGCAGAGACUCCGGCUCCUCCGGGCGGCAGGAGAACGGGGAGCACCCCAGUCGGCACCAUGGCGAACGACCUGAGCACGUUGUAGACAGUAAAGACAGAGAGAGAGCUCGUCAGGAGCAUCCGAGUGCUGACCCCCGGCAGCGACCGGCCCGGGCCCCGCGUGAAGAUGGACGACCGCAGCAGCCUCGCGGACAAGAGCCCAGCAGGCACAAGGAGCGGGAGCGUCCAGCUGGACCGCCCACUCCUCCUCACCGGGAACGAGCUAGAGAUCGUGAGCAAGAACGUGACAGAGAGCGAGAGCCACGCGAGUACCAUGACCAGGUGGUCAGGAGGGAGGGGGGUAGUGAUAAACGACCCAAGUCCAGCUACACAGGCCGUGACAGCAGCCCACAGUCACCGCGGGACAAGAGACCACUCUCUGGACCAAAUAUUCGCACUCCCAACCUGCCUGUCACAGAAGGGGUAAUGAAGACUGCCCAGCAGGGCCGACCGUUUAACACUUACCCGCGCACAGAAAGCGACACAGCGAGAAGUCCCAGCAGUCAGGACUUGAAACCAGGCAAAACUCAUGAGCCUCCUCACCACAAUGGCCCCUCCAGUGUGGCAAAUCGAAGUGGAGGCAGCGGUGGUAAAGCUGCUUCUCGAGGGGAGUCCCAGCAGCAUCACUCUUCUCAUCCAGCCCUUGGUCCAGAACCACACAGUCAGCAGCUCCCCUCAGCACCCAGACCACCAGGUCCCCCUGGCCCUCAACAGCAAGGCCGUUCUCCACAGAGGGAGCCUCAGCGGGUUUCCCAUGAGCAGUUCCGUGCUGCUCUGCAGAUGGUGGUGGACCCUGGAGAUCCACGCACCUACCUGGACCACUACAUCAAGAUUGGCGAGGGCUCCACUGGUAUUGUGUGUAUCGCCACAGUUAAGAGCACAGGCAAACUGGUGGCUGUGAAAAAGAUGGAUCUGCGCAAACAGCAGCGGCGAGAGCUGCUCUUUAAUGAGGUGGUGAUUAUGCGAGACUAUCAUCAUGAGAAUGUUGUGGAGAUGUACAAUAGUUAUUUAGUGGGUGAUGAGCUCUGGGUUGUCAUGGAGUUUCUUGAAGGUGGAGCACUCACUGACAUUGUCACACAUACCAGGAUGAAUGAGGAGCAGAUUGCCACUGUGUGUCUGUCUGUCCUGAAGGCUCUGUCAGUGCUGCAUGCCCAGGGCGUCAUCCACAGAGAUAUCAAGAGUGACUCCAUUCUGCUAACUCACGAUGGCAGAGUGAAGCUGUCCGACUUUGGCUUCUGUGCUCAAGUCUCAAAAGAGGUCCAGCGACGGAAGUCACUUGUGGGAACACCAUAUUGGAUGGCCCCUGAGCUCAUCUCUAGACUGCCGUAUGGACCAGAGGUGGAUAUUUGGUCACUCGGCAUUAUGGUGAUCGAGAUGGUUGACGGAGAGCCUCCAUAUUUUAAUGAACCUCCGCUGAAGGCUAUGAAGAUGAUCCGAGACAAUCUACCACCCAAACUGAAAAACCUUCACAAGGUUUCACCACUUCUCAAGGGCUUCUUGGACAGGAUGCUUGUUAGAGACCCUGCCCAGAGGGCCACAGCCCAGGAGCUGCUCAAGCACCCAUUCCUCAGUAAAUCUGGCCCUCCUUCCUGUAUCGUGCCCCUCAUGAGGCAGAAUCGCAUGAGAUGAGAGUGAGAUCUCAAAGACCCUUAGCUGAGCUCAAAUCUCUGACCCUUUGAGGCAGGAGACCUGCAGAGAGAUGCUACUCUGCACACUUCAGAGACUGUUUAUCAUUCUGGUCAAGCAGACCCAAGAACAGACCCAACUGUUGGUACUGUGGAUGCUAUGCUUGGUCAGAGCUGAGAGCUGUUGUAAAGACAGAAAAAGAAGCCUUUAAAGAAAUCACUGAAAAAAAAGAAACAUUAAUUGUUUUACACUAAUUUUAUGGUCUCAUGCAUACCGUACUGGCAUAUGUCGUCUUUGUUAAAGAGAGAAUUUGGUCCCAGUGUUCCUUCUUCGUUAGGGUUUUUUUUGGAUCAUUUUGCUUUUGGGAAGCCUCGUCUGUCAGUGGUUUUAAGCCCUGUGUCUCUAGGUGAAGAGUGAGUGACUUGACAUCCUUCACCAAAUGAGCUUUGCGGAGCUUCACUUUUUUCCCCUACAGUGGAAACUAUGCUCCUUCUCUGAACUCAAGCUUCACCUCCUGGACCACAACCACUUUCCUACUUCAAAUCAAUUUAAAGAGGAAAAUAACUACUGAAGAAGAGCUAUAUUUGUACUUUAUCAAAAGGAAAACACUAAAACACUAGGCUCCUAUACAACACUAUGCUAGGUAAACACUGGAAGUGUGCUUUUAUUUCAGACCAUUUCUAGUUUUAUGGAAGUUUGGUAAACAUAGAGAUAUGUAAUUUUUAUAUAUUGUGAUUUAAUUUUUUUCUUUUCUUUUCUACUUUGGGUGACAGUGAAGCACUGUUUUGAGAUUGAAGCUGCACUCCCAUUUUUUUCGAUUCCAGCACAUAGAAAAUCCUCUUCUAUGUCAAAGGCUGUGAUAGAUUAAUGAAAUAUCACUCUUUUUCAUUUAAUUUGUUCUUUUUUCCUCUUUUCUUUCGGGGAGGGGGGUGGAGGGGCACGUGAACUACAUUUGAAGGCUGAUUUUUAUUGUAGCACCAUAUCUCGAUGGCUGCAGAUAUUGACUGUUACUAGGGUCUUUCCAUUGCAGGGCUGUGUAAUCCACAUCGCUGUUGAAGUACAGUCCUUUCCUGUGCAGAUUUUAAUCCUUUAAGGUGUUCUCUGUAGGAGGGAAGAGGGGAAUGCAUUACAUGAAUGUAUAGCCUGUUGCUGGCUACCAAGUCAUGAGGGGCCACAGCACUGCAGAGUUUAGUGUUUGCUCUAAAACACUCAUUUCAGCUUAUGAAGGGCUUGCUGAUUGUCAGAUUAGUUAAAUCAGGGGAAAUACUAAACUCUGCAGUGCCUGCCAUCCAGUACUAGAGUCUUGACUUCUCUGCCAUCCUGUAUGUUACUAGGGCUAAAGUUUAUUAGGGCUAAUUAGCUAGGGAUGUAGACUGGAGCUGUUGAGACUUAGCUUAAUCCGACUGUGAAGCAGCUGCUAGAACCGCGUCCACUGCAUAGAUUUGAUGCUUGAACACUACCAUAGAGCACUCGCACAUUGAUGUAGCUGCAAGUCUGUGCUUACUUUAUAGUAAGCACAGUUUUGGUAUUUCAAAAUGGGGUUCCACCAGUGCCUUAGUCUCUAGUCCUCAGCUCCUAAGGCUAGUAGCAUAUUAGCUUGCACCUAGUCUGCAACCAAAGAUCAUUCAUAGAGUGAAGUGAGAGUAACCUACUAGAAACCCACUGGUUUGAAUGGACCCAAACAUACUGAAUUAUAUACUAUACUACUACACUACCACACAGCGUUUUGUCAUGAUACUGUAUGUUCGCUUCUUCCGUCACAGAUGUUUAGGCCUUAAGUGGAUGAGUGGAUUGAGUUCUGAUCGAAUUAGAUUACUGGUGUUGAUCUGUUGGAAGAGAUUUGGAUUUGUCGGUUGUGAACACUGGUGUUUCCCAGCCCUGAUCCUGGAGGCCGACUACUCUACCCAUUUUAGUGUUUUCCCUGCUGCCAACAUACCUGAUCCAGCUAAUCAGCUCAUUAACAACCCCAAACUGAGUUGUGUGUGUUAAGGCAGGGAAACCAAUAAAAUGUAUAAACCAGGCUGUACAAACCACGUAAUGAAUGUAUGAUGAUGAUGAUGAUCGCAAUCGUAAUUGAACUGAUCACAAUUAUUUACAGUCGUAUGCAAAAUUUUAAACACCUCUAGUAAAGUUACGGGUACUGGUUUUCAGUUGGUUUGAAGCAAAAGCAUGUAAAUGAAAGAGUGCAGAAAACACAUUGAGACCCAUUAUGGGUCUCACAAAAGCAACAAAAGUUCAAACUUCUGCCUGGUGCUAGAACACCUUUGGAGGUGAAAUAAUGUUUAUUUAUUCAAGCCCAAGUUGUGUCUGUCAUCAGUUGGGAGCUACUAAGUAUCAGCAUUUAGGAAGUAAGGUAGCUAAUCAGGUUAUUUGUCCAAUUUAGGUUUCUACUUUAAAAGUUACAUACAAAGAACAAAAAAGACACUUUGUUUAUCACAAUCAUUUACAUGGCAAUUAAUCAUCAGCUAAAAUUUCGUGAUCGAUGAUGGGCCUGUGCAGUCGAGGGACCAGGGUUGGGAAAUGCCGGUGUAUAUGAUUCGAGUGCGUGUUGAAAUAAUCAGAAUCAAAGGAGUAGUCUCAUUUUAGUCUCUUGAGCAGUUUGAUAUUUUAACACCUUUUGCGAAAAUGUUCUGUAGAAAGUGGUUAGACUGAAGAGGUUAGUUUGAUACUGUACAUAUUUUGUGAGAUAUUUUAAAAGAAUCUUUGCUGAUGGUUUAACAUCUCUAAUUCACUCUAAUAUUAGUCAUAAAUUCUUGUAAAAAUUCAACUUAUGAUCAGAUCUAGUGAACAUGAUUGAAUUGUGUUUUGUUUUUUUUUUUUUUUUUUUGUUUGUUUUUCCUUCCUAGUAGUAAUAUUUGUUUUAACAUCUUUUGUUUCUUCAUUUAAAAAAGAAAAGUGCUCCAAUUUUCUGGAGGUGGAAGAUAGAACAAAAAAAAAUGACAAUCAAAUGUCUGAGUAAAAUAUGAAAUAGUAUGAAAUGCUAACAUUUUAAUGCCAGAGAAAGUAGAUUUAAUGUGUAGGAAUGGAAUGAAUUAUUUUCGAUGACCAAAUAGCCUUGGUUAGAAUCACAUGGUUUGUUGAAACAUUGCUGGAAGAGUAAAUUCUAUGUAGAUGUUAAACUGGCAGAAGCUGAGAGAAGUUUUGAAUCCAGGGAUCACCAUCCUGAUCAUUCCUUGACGAACAUAUAGCCUUAAUGCAGGAAAAUCCUUAGAGCCGCACUACGAGAUGACACAUGCUGUUGUGUCCGUGGACACUACAUACAGGGUAUUACCAACGAUUUUAGCUGCAGCUUCUCAUUGAGAUAUUUGCAUCUUCCUUUGAAACUGCAAAAUGUUCACAUAUGACACGACUGUUUCAGUAUAAGGAUGCGUCCUUAUAGCCUCAAGCCUUAUAUUUGUUGUUGGAAUGUGAAAAUGGAAAAUGCUGUGCUCAGAGAAACAUUUCUGUGAAUGAGUGUGUCGAGGAACUUCCUGUCUGUCUCUCUUUUUACUAAAAUAUUUGUGUCCAUUUAAAGCAAUGGUUUGGUUACACAGUUUUCCAUUUACCCCAGAUGUAGUCGAUUAGCCAAGCCAUGUUUGGUGUCCAAUUUUUGCCUCCUUUAAUUAUGCUAAGGCCAACACUAUUAAGUCAAUAGAUGUCAGUAGUCACUAAAAAGACUUCUUAAGGUCGCACAAGCAUGGCAGUGUGGUUUAAGACACAGUAUGACUUACAGUGAGCUAAAAAAUGAGAAUCUUUGCUGGGUAGCUUAAUGCAGAGGGCAGCCACUUUAGACAGCAGGUGUUAUCUGAAGUUGCUGCCUGCUGCAUUUAGCUAACGUUGCAUGGUGAAGUUGUGUUCAUUUGUAUAGUUUCAGUAAGUGAUACUGUGCUCUAAACCAUGCUGAUAAGUGUCUACAAGCUUAAGAGCUGGAUGCAGUUGAGCAGGUUGAAAAGUUUUUGGAAUGUAUUUAUGGAAAUUAUUUGGGUGACUAUUGAUUUCUAGUGUUUAUUAGCAUUGUUAGCUUUGUAGUAUCAGUUUUACUAAAGAAGCGAAAUUUGGACACUAAACAUGUCUUUGCUGAUGGACUACAUCUGAAAUACAAGGACAAAAUGUGUAAAUUUGAUUUUCAAACCGAACCAUUCCUUUAACAGUUUGGGUUUAUUUGUAGAAUUUGGUGAUUUAUGCCAGCGUUCACUAAAGAGGUACAUUUAUGAAAUCGGUGCAUCCCCCAUUUGUAUGCAAGAUGUGAUCAUUCUGGGUUGAUGCUUUUAUUUCUACGUCUCUUAAUUGCCAGUGCUAUAAAUAUGGAUAAUACAUCCCGAUGAGAAAUGCUUUGAAGCUUUGUUUUACACUAAUGGUCCAAAAGGCGCCCUAUGCGCUCUCUGAACUGAGUAUGUAUAGAAGUUCAUUAGCUCAUGCAGAAUGUGGCUAAUUCAUGUGUUACCAAAUCAGCACUAAAUUUUGGUCUGAUACUGAUGUGGUUUGUGUACUGUGCUGAUAGUGAUAUGGUACUGAUGUUAUCAUACAUGCCUAAUAUGUCUCCUUCUGUCAGAUCUGUUUCAGUUUGUCACUACACUACUAACAGAUCUCACUUAUUCAUCCAGUGGCUCUUAUUACAUUUAAAGGCUUGUUUCUAAAACCUGUGAUGAAUGCUGGAAUGUAUGCAUUUGUAACUAAAUCUGUAAUCACAAUACUGUUUUGUCAGCCUUCUAUUUUAAAGAAUCAGUUUGUUUAAUUAAAUUUGGAGUAGACAUAUGACGAUAAAACUCUUUGAUAGACUAUUGAUGACAUGAUUUUGAUUUGAUUUAGACAUGACUGUCUUUAUUACUAAAACUCAUGAAUUUAGACUAACUUCCUCAAACGGAAGCCCAGAAUCCUGGACUGUGACUACUACUGACUGGCCUGCUCAUGUUUGUGUGUGAAAUAUCAGAGUUCAAUCAGUGUUCCUCUCAUUCUGUUCACUGUAGUCAUGUUAUGCAAUCGCAUCACUUUUCGUAGUCAACUGGUAUCAGUUCCCUCCAUGAUUUGUGAAUUUUUGUUGUUUAAAGGACUGUCAGCGUUGCAGACUUUCUGAUUUUUGCAAAUACAUUUUUUCCCUCAUA